Molecule: messenger RNA, 894 nt
Organism: Drosophila miranda
Lineage: Eukaryota; Metazoa; Arthropoda; Insecta; Diptera; Drosophilidae
Product: bromodomain-containing factor 1-like
Exons: 3
Coding region: 1-894 (297 amino acids)
Biological process (GO): chromatin remodeling; regulation of DNA-templated transcription
Cellular component (GO): chromatin; nucleus
Source: RefSeq, a predicted model, not a curated record
AUGGUCUAUCCAAUCAAAAUUCCGACUCGUGUGCAGCCAGUGGUGAAACCAGAUGUCAGCGAUCCUGGCGUCUACACAAACAAAUUACACUACUUCGAGACCGAAAUAAUUGACAAGAUGUCGAAGAAACCGUUUGCCGUGGACUUCUUGCAGCCGGUGGACACGGUACUCCUUGGAGCUCCCACUUACUAUAAGGACAUAGAAAUGCCCAUGGACCUGGGCACUAUCAAGCAGAGGCUGGAGUACAACUACUACCACAACGUGGCUAAAAUGAAGCAUAUGCCCAAGGGACCCGAAGUUCCGCACGGAAAGUAUUUUCCGAACGCAGACCCGGAGACUCCUGUUCAGUUGGCUGCCUUGGAGACUUCCAUUAUCAAAACCAUCAAAACACAGUUGGCGGCCGUGCAACCUCAACCCACCGUCCUGAAUCCAUUCUGGCCGUCUGCUGCUCCUGCCACUUCGAACGAACCGCAGCGACAGUUUUACGAGAACGUGGAGAAGCUGAUGGAGCACAUCAGCGACGCGGACACAAUGAUAAGAGAGUUUUUCAUGCCCCGCUUGAAUUUUAUGAUAAUGGAUCUGGAGGAGUCCUGCAAGACCGUCGAGAAUCUAAAGCUCUUCACCAAAAGCCUCUUCGAGGAGUACCAUCAGCGUGCCAAAAAGAUACAAGAGAUCAAGAGCAAGAGUUCCGGUUUAAGCCUCAAGAACUCAAGAGAGGUUUAUGAAGAGUCGAAGCAGCUCAGCGCCGUGUCAAAUAAUCUGAAUGUGCACAAAUUGAAAAAUCCCCACAAGGUCAAGCAGGCCGUGGAUGACUGGAAUGAGCAAUUCAUCGCGAUGGAAAAUAAAGUGCGGACCAUCGAGACGAACUGGAACCUCCAACAAGACCACAAAUAA